Acanthisitta chloris (rifleman) is the source of this 2801-nucleotide messenger RNA. It is a transcript of the gene PTPRC, whose product is annotated as protein tyrosine phosphatase, receptor type, C. Gene Ontology annotation, biological process: negative regulation of protein kinase activity; positive regulation of peptidyl-tyrosine phosphorylation; protein dephosphorylation. Gene Ontology annotation, molecular function: protein binding; protein tyrosine phosphatase activity. The annotation marks the transcript as partial. The transcript has 21 exons. The record is from RefSeq and is a predicted model, not a curated record. Lineage: Eukaryota; Metazoa; Chordata; Aves; Passeriformes; Acanthisittidae.
ACCCAGGCACGUACAAGUCUUGCUGUGUACAUACUUGCUCUGAAUUAAAACCUUUUACCAAGGGAUCAGUAUCUGUGACUCCAUAUACGAACAACAAACGUAAUGAAAGACUUAGUGGUAAAUCUAGAAGCUGUGACUUCAAAACAGAUUCAGCAACCCCAGACAAAGUGAGAGAUGUUACUGCAAUGUUGCUAAGUGAUAAUAGUGUCCGAAUUACGUGCAAAAAUGGGGAAGUGAAUGGAGAAAAAACAAUAUUUGAAUUGAUUUGGGAGAGUGAUGGAAAAAACACCACCAGAGACAAUCAUUGUGAUUUUAAAAAAGAAAAUCUCUUGUACUUGACAAAGUAUACAUUUAAGAUCUUUGUGUAUAAUGGACAACAUAGAGGACCCCCAGUAGAGACUACUAUAAAAACCAGAUAUAAUUCGAGAGCCCUCAUUAUAUUCUUGGCAUUCUUGAUCAUUGUGACAUCAAUUGCUUUGCUGCUGGUUCUGUACAAAAUCUAUGAUCUCCACCAAAAAAAGCUUAGCAAUUCUUCUGAAGGUGUGAACCUUGUUUCAGUUAAAGAUGAUGACAGGCAACUUCUGAACAUAGAACCAAUACCUUCUGAGCAGUUGCUGGACACAUACAAGAGGAAGAUUGCUGAUGAAGGAAGGCUUUUCCUGGAUGAAUUUCAGAGUAUUCCUAGAGUUUUCAGUAAAUUUUCAAUAAAGGAGGCCAAAAAGAGCCAUAAUCAGAACAAAAAUCGUUACAUUGAUAUUCUUCCAUAUGACCAUAACCGCGUUGAGCUCUCAGAGAUCCCAGGAGAUCCAGGAUCAGACUAUAUCAAUGCAAGUUAUAUUGAUGGCUUCAAAGAACCAAGAAAAUACAUUGCUGCACAAGGCCCCAAGGAUGAAACUACACAUGAUUUCUGGAGAAUGAUCUGGGAACAGAAGGCAACGAUUAUUGUCAUGGUGACUCGCUGUGAGGAAGGAAAGAAGAACAAAUGUGCCCAGUACUGGCCAUCAAUGGAGAACGGAUCUGCAACAUAUGGGGACAUCACUGUGAAGAUCAAUGAAAGUAAAACAUGUCCAGACUAUGUCAUUCAGAAACUACACAUCACAAAGGGAAAAGAAAGGACAGCUGGAAGAGAUGUCACUCACAUUCAGUUCACAGGUUGGCCAGACCAUGGAGUCCCUGAAGAUCCACAUCUUCUCCUCAAACUCCGACGCAGAGUUAAUGCUCUCAGCAAUUUUUUUAGUGGCCCAAUAGUGGUUCAUUGCAGUGCUGGUGUUGGGCGCACUGGGACAUACAUAGGAAUUGAUGCCAUGUUGGAGGGGCUGGAUGCAGAAGGCAGAGUGGAUGUUUAUGGCUAUGUUGUGAAGCUGCGGCGGCAGCGAUGUCUCAUGGUCCAAGUAGAGUCACAGUACAUCCUUAUCCAUCAAGCGUUAGUGGAAUACAAUCAGUAUGGAGAAACAGAGGUCAGCCUGUCAGAGCUGCAUUCCUACCUUAACAAUCUGAAAAGAAAAGAUCCUCCGAGUGAUCCUUCUCUGCUGGAGGUGGAAUUUCAGCGAUUACCUUCCUAUAAGGGGUGGCGGACACAGAACACUGGGAAUCGUGAGGAAAAUAAAAGCAAGAAUAGGAAUGCCAACAUAAUUCCAUAUGACUUUAACCGAGUGCCGAUCAGGCAUGAAGAUGAAUGCAAUACGGACGGUGAACAUGAUUCAGAUGAAUCUUCAGAUGAUGACAGCGACUGUGAGGAAUCAAGCAAAUACAUCAAUGCUUCCUUCAUAACUGGUUACUGGGGUCCAAAAGCCAUGAUUGCAACACAAGGACCACUGCAGGAAACUAUCUCUGACUUCUGGCAAAUGGUGUUCCAAAGAAAAGUCAAAGUCAUUGUUAUGCUGACAGAGCUGAAAGAAGGAGAUCAGGAACUCUGUGCACAGUAUUGGGGAGAAGGAAAACAAACAUAUGGUGGCGUAGAAGUUCAAAUGACAGAUGUCAACUGUGGUACCAGCUAUACCAUACGUGCCUUUGAUGUUACACAUCUCAAGACAAAAGAAACACAGAAAGUGUAUCAGUAUCAGUAUCAUAAGUGGAGUAGCUAUGAUGUUCCAGAAAACCCCAAAGAUUUAGUCAGCAUGAUUCUCAACCUUAAACAAAAACUUCCAAGCAGAACAAUCACUGAGGACAACAGGAGAAACCGCAGUGUCCCACUUGUCAUCCACUGCCGUGAUGGAUCACAGCAGACUGGUGUAUUUUGUGCUUUAAUGAGCCUCUUGGAAAGUGCAGAAAUAGAAGAAGUAAUAGAUGUUUUCCAAGUAGUAAAAGCUCUUCGUCGCACCAGGCUGGGAGUGGUCUCCAACUUUGAACAUUACCAGUUUCUGUAUGAAACCAUUGCCAGUACCUACCCUGCACAGAAUGGACAAAUAAAGAAGAACAGCCAACAGGAAGAUCAAGUUGAAUUUUGUAGUGAAGUAGGAAAACGAGAUCAGGAAACUGAUUUGAUCACUAUUGACCUUACCCCACCAACGCCAGAGGAAAAUGAGCCUCCUGAAAUACGUGAUGAUUCUAAGGCUGCAGGUAGCACUAAGGGAACAGAAAGCUCUACAAAUGGCCCCACAACUCCAGUUCUAACUUAGAGGCUAUACUAAAAAAAAUUUUAAAAGUGCUUUUUCACACGCCAAAAAUCUUAAGCAGAAUAAGAAGCGUAAGAUUUCUUCCUCUUCCCACAUUUUUUUUUGAAAAUGUUUAGUUGCAUCAGGUUUUCAAAUGUACAAAUUUAAAGGAAUACUUGAAACUUGAAAAGAGCAACAAAGAACUGU